Messenger RNA from Brassica oleracea var. oleracea, 1540 nucleotides. RefSeq names its product cytochrome P450 71B21. Gene Ontology annotation, molecular function: iron ion binding; oxidoreductase activity, acting on paired donors, with incorporation or reduction of molecular oxygen; monooxygenase activity. NCBI's taxonomy places the organism in Eukaryota, Viridiplantae, Streptophyta, Magnoliopsida, Brassicales, Brassicaceae. The transcript has 2 exons. The record is from RefSeq and is a predicted model, not a curated record. Bases 41 to 1540 code for a protein of 499 amino acids.
CAACAACAACGAGAUCAACAACAGAAAUAUCAAAUCAAGAAUGUCGAUGUUUCUCUAUUUCAUUUUGUCAAUGCCUCUCCUUUUUAUUUUCUUCAAAAGGCUCUCAUAUUCUAGGGGGAAGCUUCCUCCGGGACCUAUAGGUCUUCCGAUCAUCGGAAACUUGCACCAACUUGGAAAAUCACUUCACAGAUCAUUUCACAAACUCUCUCAAGAGUAUGGACCGGUGAUGUUUCUUCGUUUCGGCGUGGUCCCUGUGGUUGUGUUCUCCACAAAAGAAGCAGCUGAAGAAGUUCUCAAGACUCAUGAUCUCGAGACUUGUACCCGACCAAAGCUAGCCGCGACGAAGUUGUUCUCUUACAACUACAAAGACAUUGGCUUUGCUCAAUACGGUGAUGACUGGAGAGAGAUGAGGAAGCUUGCGAUGCUUGAGCUCUUUAGCUCCAAAAAGCUAAAAGCAUUCAGGUAUAUUAGAGAAGAAGAGAGUGAAUUGCUCGUCAAGAAACUCUCGAAGUCCGCCGAGACACAAACUUUGGUGGAUUUGAGAAAAGCUCUUUUCUCUCUUACAGCGAGUAUCAUAUGUAGACUUGCUUUCGGACAGAAUUUCCACGAGUGUGAUUUUGUCGAUAUGGACAAAGUUGAAGAACUUGUGCUCGAGUCUGAGACCAAUCUUGGCUCAUUCGCGUUCACUGACUUCUUCCCCGCGGGUCUUGGGUGGGUUAUAGACCGGAUCUCUGGCCAACAUUCCGAGUUGCACAAAGCCUUUGCAAGACUUAGUAAUUUCUUCCAACAUGUGAUCGAUGAUCAUUUGAAGCCUGAACAACCUCAAGAUCAUUCAGACAUCAUUGGUGUCAUGCUGGAUAUGAUCAAUAAAGAGAGCAGAGUAGGCACUUUUAAAGUCACAUAUGACCAUCUUAAAGGAGUCAUGUCGGAUGUAUUUUUGGCGGGAGUAAACGCAGGAGCGAUAACGAUGAUAUGGGCCAUGACAGAGCUGACAAGACAUCCAAGAGUGAUGAAGAAACUCCAACAAGAGAUUCGAGCAACUCUUGGAGACAACAAAGAAAAAAUCACGGAGCAAGAUUUGGAGAAAGUUCACUAUUUGAAACUUGUGAUACAAGAAACUUUCAGACUACACCCACCAGCUCCCCUCUUGCUCCCAAGAGAGACUAUGUCUGACAUCAAGAUUCAAGGUUACAACAUUCCUAAAAACACAAUGAUUGAGAUCAACACUUACGCAAUAGGACGUGAUCCCAAUUGCUGGACGAACCCUAACGAGUUUAUCCCCGAGAGGUUUAUAGAUAACCCUAUAGACUACAAGGGUCAGCAUUUUGAACUGUUGCCAUUCGGUGGAGGCCGUAGGAUCUGUCCCGGGAUGGCCACUGGGAUGACCAUCGUGGAGCUCGGUCUACUUAAUGUUCUUUACUUCUUUGAUUGGAGUUUGCCCGAUGGAAUGACCAUUGAAGACAUUAACAUGGAAGAAGCUGGAGCUUUCGUCAUAGCCAAGAAAGUCCCGCUUGAGCUGGUUCCAGUUAUUCAUUACUAG